This is a messenger RNA of Syngnathus typhle (broad-nosed pipefish), 2182 nucleotides long. RefSeq names its product forkhead box protein N2-like. Bases 429 to 1532 code for a protein of 367 amino acids. Gene Ontology annotation, cellular component: nucleus. Gene Ontology annotation, biological process: regulation of DNA-templated transcription. NCBI's taxonomy places the organism in Eukaryota, Metazoa, Chordata, Actinopteri, Syngnathiformes, Syngnathidae. The transcript is spliced from 5 exons. Gene Ontology annotation, molecular function: cis-regulatory region sequence-specific DNA binding; DNA-binding transcription factor activity. The record is from RefSeq and is a predicted model, not a curated record.
AUGAGAGGUACCUCUCUUGGAUUGGUCGCCAGCCAAUCGCAGGAGUCAUAUACAGUACAAACAAGCAUUCACAUCAAAUAUGGGCAGCUAGCUCUUCCAGCCCCAACAUAAACGUAUGUCCUACUAGUAAGAUAUUUCAUUUCACACAGUCUAACUAGUAUCAUAGUUAAAGCUAGAUGGCAACUUUGUAUCAUGUUCCUGUCUUUUGUGACGUUGAGCGUUGUAGUCGGGAGCGCGCACGCCUGCCAGCCGUCCACGCGCCGGCUGCAAAGCGUCCUUUUCGGUUUCCAUGGCAACCUAAAGUCAACGCACACGGAGCGAGUGACGGAGAGCGAGGCAGACGUGUUGCGGCUCCAAGUUUCAGGUCUUCAAAAUCCACCUUGAAGCCGACGAAGAGGGAACUUGACGGCACUCUAAGGUCGUCGUGAAUGAUGGAGAACCUGUGCCACACCCUGGCGCCAUUAUGCCCUUGUCCUGCUGCUUUUGGGGGCCCUUUCUCCUCCUCUUGCCACAUGACUUCCCUUCCCCUGUCACCCAUCUCCUUCCCGCCGUCACCGACCACAGCUGAGUCGCUCCCAUCUUCCUCCUCUUCUUCCUCCUCCUCCUACUGCUCCCCGCUUUCUAAAUGCAUGGUGUCCCAACAUCUGGAGUGUCCCCCGGGCACGUGGGACCAGGAUGACCUGACGUGCCUCAGCUGGUUACACCAACGGGGCAACCUUCUCCCACUCCAGCCGAUUCCUAAAGUGACGCUGCCUCAGACCCGGGAGGAAUCCAUACGGGACCCCGCUUCAGCCAAGCCGCCGUACUCCUUCAGUAGCCUGAUUUUCAUGGCCAUAGAGGACUCAACGGACAAGAGGCUGCCGGUGAAGGACAUUUACGGCUGGAUUGUGGACAAGUUUCCCUACUACAAGACGGCCAGCGCAGGGUGGAGGAACUCGGUCAGGCACAAUCUGUCCUUGAGCAAGAGCUUCUGCCGCAUGGAUAGGGACAAAAGUCAGUCGGCAGGGAAAGGAUCUCUGUGGCGCGUGAAUCCAGAUCAUCGAACGUCGCUGUUGGAAGUUCUUCGGAAGACGCACGCCUACCACAGCAACAGCAGCAGCCUCAUAAGCAAACCUGCCUUGUUGGAAGGCGUGGACUAUGGCGUGUCUGUAGUGUGCGACUCCAUGGAAAUGUCAGAUUGCCUCCCUCACACCCUGAUGCUGUCGCUGCCGUCGCCCCACAGCCCCAGCCAGGAUAAUCCCGCUUUCUCCGACCACCCGGAUUUCCCCUUGACACCGGAGCACGAGGAGUUGGUGGCCAUCGAGCCAGUGGAAUACCAAGCGGAGGAUCUGGGCGGGGAUUUGGACAAAGACCCACUGGGCGACAGCGGCUACAUCGAGCUGCACUACUACCAGUCCCCCGAGUACCAGUAUCUGGUCUUGCCCGACGACACUGAGCUGGACCUGGAGACGGUGGAGAUUCUGCAGCUGGACGCCGAGGCGCAGGAGGCGGCCGGCUCGCUGCUGGAUUUAGCAGGGAGCGGAUAUCAAUAGCCAUCUGAGUCUUUGUUGUAUUCUUAUAGGUGACAACAUCACUGCCCAAUGAUUGCAAACUUGUAGCUUUUUCUGAUAUGGGUACUACUAGUCUGCAUCACUUGAUUUUAAGCACUUGAUCAAUGCACCAAGUACAGUAGACAAAUGUUUUGAGACACUUAUAAGUGUUUUCCAAACACUUUUACAUGUUUAAAUUUCCUGCAAAAUGACAAAAAUGAAGUAAGCCCCUCAGUGGCUCAGUACUACUAGUACGUCAAAAUUGUCCGAGGACAAACAGUAUGGUACUACAUAGACCUAGAGCUGGAUGACGUAUAGUCAAAAUCCUCGAUAACGGAUCCGGGCUACAGGUCACUAGUUACACCAAGUGGUUUUAAUAGUGCAAGACGGUAGUUUACUAAUAAGGUUUGAUUGAAUACUAGUAGGCCAAAAGUGGCACUAGUAGUGGAAAAUCAUGUAAAAAGUAUUUUUGCUUACACAUUUUUCUAAUCUAACAAAUAAAAUGUCAUUCUGUUAUUGUGACUAUAGUGUCUUUUUUUCUGGUUCAGUAGGACAUGUCACUUUCUAUGCCCUUUUUGUACUUUAUUUUCCCUGUAAUCAAUCAGCAUUUUUGUUGACUGAUUUACUUUUCUUGUUCAUAUUUUAGUGCUAAC